Messenger RNA from Blepharisma stoltei, 708 nucleotides. The record is from the annotation of a GenBank genome assembly. Lineage: Eukaryota; Ciliophora; Heterotrichea; Heterotrichida; Blepharismidae.
AUGGAGCUUCUCAGACUUGAAGAUCUCGAUCAUAGUGGAAGCAUCAAAGAUGGCUUGCCAAAAGAAAAAGAGCUAGAGCUCUUAAACGAAUCUUUAGUCCUUAUCAGAGACAUUGGUGAAAAAGCUAGAAGUACCCAAGUUUGUAUCGCUACUGCACAAGUCUACUUCCAAAAAGUAAAAUUCACAUAGUUCGCCUAUAAAAGGCCCUAUAGAAAAUUCAAUCGCCACUUUAUGGCAGCUGUGUGCUUGAUUUUAGCUUCAAAAGCAAACGAGGAGUCUAAACGCUUUGAAGAAAUUUGCAAGAUUUAUAUGACUGUUAUGAAUGAGCAUAAAGGUCUUAGAACCCAGCCUGAGGUACCGAGCAGUGUAAUAGAAAAAUUGAGAAAACAAUUUGUUGAGUGUGAAUAUCAGCUUUUAAUGGAAAUUGAUUUUCAAUUUAUAGUCUCAAUGCCAUAUCAUCACAUUUCACAGUUCUGCAGAACUUUAAGAGAUUUUGAGCCUCAAAUCAGAGACACAUUUUUAAAAGUGGCUUAUAAUUUCGCCAAUGAUAGCUUUCUUACACAAGUUCCGCUAAUCAGGGAUGCAAAUAGUAUUGCAUACGCCUGCAUAUAUUUGGCUAGUAAAUACAUAGAAAUAGAUGUAAAUGUAGACGCGGAUCCAGUAGCAGUUAAUUUGAUAUUGGAUCAGUACCAGCAAUAUAAUAGGUAA